AUGGAAAAAGAAUUUGUCUAUGAAGUCCCCUCGAGGUAUUUCAAAGAUGCUAUUGUUAGAUCAUGCAGAGUGAAAGUUCAAAUACCUCUGCCUCACUAUGUUUCCGUGGAUGACUACGCCGCGGUAAUUUGCUCUUCAGAACAUGGUCAUUUUAUAACGUUUGAAGGUGUGAUUUGUCGAAGGUAUGAAUAAUCACUUUUUUUUUAGAGGCCAGACGCGUUUUGUUAGAUUUCGUUUUGGAAGAAACUGAAAAAUGGGAAGACGAACGGGAUGAAGCUGCAAUUGAAGAAUUCAGAAAAAGAUCCGAUUCAACUUUGAAAAACGUUAGUUUAUAGUUUUUUUUUUCAUUAAUAAUUUGUCUUUUUUUCAGUUUGCUGAUCUUCAUAGAACGCCUUCAAAAAUAGAAGACAAUUUUGCGGAGAAGUUUUUGUACAUAAUGUCAAACUGUUCGAGCCAAAAUCUUCUCACUUUGAUGAACAUGGAAAUUUUGAUGCGAAAAAAAAGUUUUUUUUUAAAAUUAGUAUGUUAUUUUUUUAGUCAAAUUUUAGAUGAUAGAUUUGAUUCGUUCUCGCAAUUGGGAAAUCGCUCAAGUUUCGAAUCAAUGUGAGCGGGUAAUAUUGAGAUUGAGACUAUUUUGGAACGAUUCAAGUUUAUAGGUUUUGUCCGAGGAGCAAAAUGGGAACCUCAAUCCGCAGCAGUUGACAAUUUUGAACAAAAAGCUCAGGGUAAACUUCAUUUUCAUUUUUAGGCGAAUUUAAACACUUUUUGAUAAUUAUUAAAAUUUUUAAUCAAAGGCAACUUUAAGACCCUUUACACCACAUACGCUAAUCAAGUUGAGGAACUUGCUGCUACACAGAGAAAACAAUACAGGUGAUUUUGAAAAAAAAUAAUAAGAACGAAAAAUAAUAUCCUUCCAGACAAACGGUUGAUUCUCUAUAUUCACGAGGUUCUAUCCCAGCAACUUUCGUAGACGAGAUCGAAAAAGAAGGAAAUUUUGAGUGAGAAAUAUGUUAUAUUCUAAUAAUUUGCUUGCGUUUUCAGAGGAUCUCUUCUGAUAUGGGACCCUGAAGGGGUGAGAAGUGAAGGGAUCGAUGAAAGUCACACGAUUUACAUUGGUUUGUGUCAUAUUUUUGUUUUUUGAUAACUUUUUUCUCGCAAUCUUCCGCAGUAAUUUUUUUUUUUUGCAUAUUUCCGCUCGGACAAAGUCGGAAUGGUGGAUAACGGCUGCUAAAAGGAAGAGGCUCAAAAAAGGUCGUAGAAAGAAAACAAAAAAGAGCCUUUAUCGAGCCUUCCAUUUUUUCCGGGAUUUAGAGGCUCACGAAAUGGCACAAAAGGAAGCAAAAAGUUUUUCCUUCUUUCCCGACUCUGCCUAUGCGCAAAACUUUUUGAAUGAGCCAAAACUUGUGCGCAGAGCAAAUCUGUGCCUAAAUAUUUCAUGUUGCAUUUUUCCAUGCACCUAUUUGUUUCAUUGCUAAUGAAAACCACCUGGUUUCGAGUCGAUGUUGAUAUAAACUUGUGUAAUAGGUGCUAGGAAAAUGAGUGUUUUCUGCCUGCGAAAUGGAUUUUUUGAUACCUCGCAGCUGUUGCCGCUGCGUUUUAAAACGCGAGGGUGGAUGACGCGCGAAAAUUUUUUUCCCAAAGAUAAAAGAACUUUCAUGCUUUUCUUUGAGUUCUUUCUUGUCGCUUUUUACCGCCUAUUAGUUUUCUCUUAUUACUAACCUUUUUCGUUCUUUCUUAAAUCUAAAUGCGCGUGAAAAACAAAAGUCAAAACUUGCUGGAAAAGUCUAGAUUUCAUGGAAAUUUUUUUUUCUUUUAAUGUAUUAUUUUUUUUUCAAAUUCAAGUUCAUAGAGAAAACAUGUAGACUAUCACUUCCAAAAAGAGAUUUUUUUCUUCUUUUCUAAAAAUUUUUAACUUUUCUUUUCUUCUAUAUUUUUCAUGCGAACAGAAGCAAGAAGUUUCUCUCUUUUUUCUUUUCUUUCCCUUCUUUUCUAUUUUUAGUCAUUUUUUGUAGUGUCUUGUUGAAUAUUUUCAAUAUUUCUUUUUCAGGCGCUCAGCUGAAAUCAAUGCACAAUGCUCGGAUAGUCAGUGUUCGCUGUCUCACCGACGUUUGCCAGACUUUCAAGGUGUUAUAAUUUGUUUAUCCCGUUUAUCAGGAUGAACGAGAGCUCAGAAAGACGGAACUCCUGUUUCAUGAUUGUUUUGGAGUGUCCUAAAAAAUAUUCUUCGGAUUUUAGAUAUUUUUCGGUAGAGUUUCAUUUUAUUAUUUUUUUUUUUUUGGUCAAUUAUUGUUUAGAAGUUUUCUAACAAUGACAGAACUUUGUCAGUUGAAGUAUCCAAGGUCAUUUUGAGCCUCUCUGAAUGUGAAUGUUGUUUGAAAAAAUUUGGCCUUCCUAGAACUUUACCCAGUAAAUAUCAAGAUUACAGGUUGUUUUUCUUAACCACCAACGCUGCUUUGAAUUUUUUGGCACUUGAAGAUGAAUGAAAUCAAUUAUUCGAUUUUAGGAAGAUUGGACACCUUCGAGUAGACUAGAAAUGGCGACAAAGAUUUAUGCAAGGUCACUUGGAUCUUUGAUCCUUUUGGUCCCGAGAGAUCCUUUCCAUCAUAUCAACUCAUCUUCUAGUUGGUUUUUUACGACUUUUUUGUUCAAAAAAAAAAAGAAUUUAUUGUGUUUGAAAGUGAAAAAACGCUUCUGUAAACAUUUUGCUAAAGUUUGGAGAAGUUUUCGUUGAACUAUCUAUUUGAAAUGAGUCAUUCUCUUUUCAGGUUUCCAUCGAGUUUGUGAACAAUCAACAGAACUGCACUUUUCACCGCUGGGCGAGCAAUUGAAAGAGGUUUUGGAGGCGGUUUGAGACGCUUCAUAGACAUUUCGAAAAGAAGUCUUCAGGCGAAAAGAGGAAACUCGUGGCGAGCCGACUGUCUUCUGGCAAGCUCUCAAAAGAAAGAAGGGGUGAGAAUCAAAAUUUGGAAGCCGUAUGAAAUGCUAUAGUUUAUAUUACUGAUUUAAUUCUGAUAGAAUUUACAGCAGAACCUCGAGAAAGCCUAUAUAAGUAGCCUUAAUUAAGAAGAACGAGCCGAUUUCUACCCAAAAUGUGCUUCGAAACGAAACUGCUCUCUCUGUUGGAGAUGUCUACUGCACUCGUCAUUCCAAUUUGCAUCAAGUUCAGGUUCUUCAAUUUUUGUGACCCCAAAAACUUGAUCUUCCUUUUUUCAGAUCGUUUUUCACCUCGUUGUAGAUGAUUUGCUCCCAGCGGCUGAGAUCAAUAGCAGGUUUUUUUUGACAUAAUAUCAACCAGUCUUGUUCGAAAUGAAAUGAUGUGUUUUAGUAAUCGCAUAUGAGAAGGGUAAUUUUUCAUCUGUGUGUUUUUGUGGACAGUUUUUGAAAAAAAAAAAGCCAUUUUCAAAUUGAUUUCCCGGAACUCAAAAUUAUCACUGACUCUUGAAAAUUCAGUUGCUUUCUUUUUGAAUUUCGCGAAGUCUGUUGGAAAAGUAAUUUUAGAUUAAUUUUUCUCAGCUCCUAAAUAUUCUCUGAUACUUGACGAUUCUUUAGUUUAAACUUUCUUAUUUCGACAAUUUCUGUUUCUCUUUAUUUCUGAGAUCUUCUUCAGGCCAGGUUCACACUUUCGAGUGAUUCGAAAAUGUGUUAAUUUUUCGGCGUCCUUUUCGACUUGCCAACACAGUUUUCACCUCUUAACUUACUACUCAAAUUUCUAUUUCAACAGAUAUCGUACUAAUACUCUAUUAUAAAUUUCAUUCUUAUUUUUUUGUCGAAUUUUGUUUUUGUAGACACCCUUGUUUGAAUGGGAUCCGAAACAUUAUCAGAAUGGCGGCCAACUUUGGAAUUUCCACCAUUCAUCUGCCCUUGCUUCUCAUUGAUCGUCCUGAUGAGGUCUCGUCAAAAAAAAAAAACAGAUGGUUUUCUUUUGAGUUCAGUCGACCACGAUUUCCUGGUGUGUGAAACGAGCGGAGAUGGUCUACAAAUGCGUCAAAGGAUACCUCAUGGAAGUGAGUUUAAAGUGCGAACCCAAGAAAAAAAAGAUUUCUACAGAAGUUCAUCUCCAGUCUCUUUCAAAAUAUGAUAUUCAAAAAGUGACUUUUUUGAGAGAUUGUGAAUUUAUUUUUAAGAAAUUUCUUCUUUUUACAAAUUUUUUUGUUCGAUGGAAAAAGUAUUCAAUAUUUAAUCCCAAGAGAAAUAAAUCAAUCGGGUUUCCGAUAUGAAAACCCAAUUGAAAAUAUUAAAGAAGUUUUUUCAAAACUUUCGUACUUCAUAGAGAUUUUUUUCGAUAAGCUACAUGGAAUAGUUAUGCCAAACGUCAGUCAAGACCUUUACAAUUUCAUUUUUUUUUUUCUCCAAAAUUUUGAUUUUUUUUUUUGAUUUUUUAUCCGUUCCCUGCCAAUGACUCAUCUGCUAAUCUGAUAAUCUUCAUGUUUCUGGUAAAAUUUCCUUCAAAUUAGAAUUGCGUCAUAUUCCUACAUGGAGAAGCGGUGAUCGUCGGAAAGCUCAAAUUUCGAACGUUAGUAUCCAACAAAAGACAAAUUGAUAAAAUUGAUGAUCAAGAAACCUAGUUUUUGUUUCUGACCAAAGCAGUUUGCAGGUGUGUGGCGGCUCGUCGACCGACGCUCUUCCCCACUUCAACGUCCAUUUUCUGCUGCCCGACGGACUCGCUCCGGUCAUCUACGCGACCAUUUCGAGCAUGUUCCCGACGAUUUUCCACCUGGUUCCCAGCGUCGCCAUGAGCGGACAACGACUAGAAGAGCUGGGCGAGGAUUUCGACGAGGAAACACUGCUUGGAAACGAUUCUGAUGAUCCUCACGAAUGA
Molecule: messenger RNA, 4819 nt
Organism: Caenorhabditis auriculariae
Lineage: Eukaryota; Metazoa; Nematoda; Chromadorea; Rhabditida; Rhabditidae
Source: the annotation of a GenBank genome assembly